Salmo salar (Atlantic salmon) is the source of this 994-nucleotide messenger RNA. RefSeq names its product eukaryotic translation elongation factor 1 delta a (guanine nucleotide exchange protein) (gene eef1da). The record is from RefSeq and is a predicted model, not a curated record. Gene Ontology annotation, molecular function: translation elongation factor activity; guanyl-nucleotide exchange factor activity. Gene Ontology annotation, biological process: translational elongation. Lineage: Eukaryota; Metazoa; Chordata; Actinopteri; Salmoniformes; Salmonidae. Gene Ontology annotation, cellular component: eukaryotic translation elongation factor 1 complex; cytosol.
AGUUCCCCCCUUCCUUUCUGAACAAGUACCGUUCGUCCAUCCUGUCCACUUCUUUUCGAUCAUCGGAUUACAGCAGGGUGUACGCCGGCAACACCGACUCAACUAUAAAACCUCGAUAAAAAAACACAUAUCAUCAUGUCUGGUCUACAGUGCCUUGGUGAAGAUAACAUCUGGUUUGAGAAGCCCCGCUACGACGAGGCUGAGAGACGCUUCUACGAGGGAGCCAACGGGCCCUCCACACACUCACACCACCAGGUAAAGUCAGCCCUCCAAGGUAAAGGACGAUCUCGUCCCCAGAAGCGCCAGCACAGGAAUUCUUCCUCAGCCAGUGGGGACCAGGAGUUGGUGUCUCGUAUGAAGAGUCUGGAGCUGGAGAACCAGGGACUGCACAAAGUGGUGGAGGAUCUGAGAGCAGCCUUGUUCAAGUUGGAGAACAGAGUCCAGGUUCUGGAGAGAAGCCCAGCUGUUCCCUGUGUCAAGGCGGUGACUGUUCAGUCUGUGAAGGUAGAGGAGGAGGAUGAUGACAUCGACCUCUUUGGGAGUGAUGAGGAGGAGGAUGAAGAGGCAGAGAGGAUGAAGGAGGAGAGAAUCGCUGCUUACGCUGCCAAGAAGUCCAAGAAACCAGCACUCAUCGCCAAGUCAUCUAUCCUGCUCGACGUCAAACCUUGGGAUGAUGAGACAGACAUGUCUAAGUUGGAGGAGUGUGUGAGGUCUGUUGUAGCUGACGGUUUGCUGUGGGGUCAGUCCAAGCUGGUUCCCGUGGGUUACGGCAUAAAGAAGCUUCAGAUCGGGUGUGUUGUCGAGGACGACAAGGUGGGGACAGACCUGCUAGAGGAAGAGCUCACCAAGUUUGAGGACUAUGUCCAGAGUGUCGACGUGGCUGCCUUCAACAAGAUCUAAGCCACUCCUUUCCUUCCUCCUCCUCAGUCAUCCAAAGAGUUACUGCUGCUCUCUGCUUGCACGGUUACUAAUAAAACAGAGCUUUAAGCACAAA